Dovyalis caffra is the source of this 477-nucleotide messenger RNA. The record is from the annotation of a GenBank genome assembly. Lineage: Eukaryota; Viridiplantae; Streptophyta; Magnoliopsida; Malpighiales; Salicaceae.
AUGUCGAGCUCUCUGCAAAAAAUCUGGAAGAAUGGUUACGCCCUUCGAGCAACCAGCAUAGGCCCAUUAUCCAGGCCAUUUUCUGCUUCAGCGGAUGCACUGGUAGAGUACAAACCUGGGGAGAUCGGCAUGGUCUCUGGCAUCCCCCAGGACCACCUUCGCAGGAGAGUUGUCAUUUACUCACCUGCUAGAACUGCAACUCAACAAGGAUCUGGAAAAAUUGGAAGGUGGAAGAUCAAUUUUAUGUCAACACAAAAGUGGGAGAAUCCAUUGAUGGGGUGGACAUCCACAGGGGAUCCAUAUGCCCAUGUCGGGGACUCUGCACUCAAUUUUGACAGUGAAGAAGCUGCAAUGGCAUUUGCUGAGCGACAUGGUUGGGACUAUGUGGUUAAAAAGCGCCACACACCGCUAUUGAAGAUUAAGGCGUAUGCAGACAACUUCAAGUUCAAGGGGCAUCCCAAAACUGAUGACAAGUAA